AUGCUUGGGAUUCCCGAUGUCAAAGAUGUUCGUUCAACCGCAAUGUUUAGCUUUGGUUAUAUUAACAUUAUCUUCAAAGAUGAUGUUGAUUUCUAUUGGGCCCGCACACGGGUACUGGAACGGAUGAAUCUUGCGCAAAAAGAGAUGCCAGAGGGUGUUGUACCGAUCCUCGGUCCCGAUGCAACCGGUGUCGGGCAAGUAUUCUGGUAUACCGUUGAAAAUGGGUACUAUUGCCCUAACCAUCCGACAGAACGCUAUGCGGAGCCUGGUAAAUGUCCGGAAGAUGGAGAAACACUGAUUGCCUCUAAUUUAGAGCUUCAUGAACUUCGGACGCUUCAAGACUGGACGGUUCGUUACUAUCUUGCCUCUGCUGAUGGUGUCUCCGAGGUUGCCUCAGUCGGUGGAUAUGUUAAACAGUAUCAGAUUGACAUCGAUCCGAAUACUUUAUUAGCCUAUAAUGUGCCAUUGUCCGCUGUUUACAACGCUAUCCGUGGGAGCAACCUUGAUGUUGGGGCAAAGGUUAUUGAGGAAGGCGGAAUGGAAUUCCUGAUUCGGGGUUUAGGUUUUAUCAAAAGCAUUGAGGACAUAGAAAACAUCGUUGUCAAAGCACAUAACGGGGUGCCUAUCUACGUCAAAAAUCUUGGAACAGUCAGCGAAGGUCCCUGA
This is a messenger RNA of Geodia barretti, 666 nucleotides long. NCBI's taxonomy places the organism in Eukaryota, Metazoa, Porifera, Demospongiae, Tetractinellida, Geodiidae. The record is from the annotation of a GenBank genome assembly.